UGUCAUGAUACUGAUCAACCAACUCAAACAACUAAACCAUAAACUAGUAUUAUCAUCACUCUGAAAAGUCCCUAGUCCUUCUAUAUAUAUCAAGUUCCUAUAUAACCUAAAUAUAUCUUUGUGGUUGAUUCUGCAUUGUUCAUUCUGAUUUCCUCUCUCCUUUUGUUUCACUAGCUAAUUGAGAAAAACAUGGCUGUACUUACAAGGACAUUGAUGAGCUUUGCUAUCAUGACCGUGCUCGUUGAAUUGGCCACGGCAGCGACUUACACUGUUGGUGGUCUAAACGGCGGGUGGGAUGCAACUACCGACCUGCAAACAUGGGCGUCAUCCCAGACAUUCUUAGUCGGAGAUAAUCUAAAUUUUCAGUACUCGCCUAGCCACAAUGUGCUUGAGGUUUCAAAGGCAGACUAUGAUUCUUGCCAAGGAAGCAACUCAAUUCAGGCAUACAGUGGUGGCAGCACUACAAUCCCUCUCUCUUCUGCAGGAAAGAGAUACUUCAUUUGUGGAACAAAUGGGCAUUGUAGCCAGGGAAUGAAGCUUGAAGUUGACACUAGUCUUGCAACUAAUUCUGCUCCUCCACCUACAGCUUCUCCAGCUGUAAACCUCGCUCCACAAGAAUCUCCUUCAACUACUCUACCUCCUUCCUCGGACAGUCCUUUGGCCUCCUCUCUUGCUCCAGACACUUCUGCUGCCUCACCCUCACCUGCACAAUCACCAGAACUUGCCUUCAGUCCUACACCAACCGCUAUUGACAUACCUUCAACUGAAUCUCCCACUUCCAUCUCUCGAACCGGGUCCUCCCCAGAACCAUCAGCUGCUUCAUCUCUUGACAACAUACGCGGUCUCACUCUGGGAUUUGGUAUCAUGAUGAUGUUGUUUCUCGCCUUCUAAGCUUUUAAGCAAGGAAGAUUCAUUAUGCUGUGUUUUUUUUUUUUUUUUUGGAUAAAAAUUUCUUGUGCAUUUUAUUUCUACAUUAAGUUUGUAUUGCACGCCUUAAUUUGCAUUCAGGCAAGAACUUAUUUUAAAUAUAUACUUUGUAUUCAAAAGAAAGAGCAGCCUAGCUAUACCAUUCCACAAACCAUAACUACGAACUUGCACAUGGAAAUUACAAGUACUACAGCUGCUUAAUUUCAUUGAACUUUGUAAAGGUACAGACCAACAUUCGCAAUGGA
Molecule: messenger RNA, 1172 nt
Organism: Rosa rugosa (rugosa rose)
Lineage: Eukaryota; Viridiplantae; Streptophyta; Magnoliopsida; Rosales; Rosaceae
Product: uclacyanin 1
Exons: 2
Coding region: 190-891 (233 amino acids)
Cellular component (GO): plasma membrane
Molecular function (GO): electron transfer activity
Source: RefSeq, a predicted model, not a curated record